AUGGUAUCUUCUUUAGCAUUAUAUUCUAACGAUAUCACUAACGACAUUAAUGUUGUUCCAUUACAAAUUUCAGAAAAUGUUAAUGAAAACGUGUUUUUAAUAAUUGGCACUUGUGAUAUUAAUUAUUCCAUUAAAUUGAUUAAAAAACUUUUAAUUUCUCAUGUAAAGCCAAUCAUCAUCCAACCACGUACUAUUAAUAAUGUGAAAGAAUUAAUCAAUCAAUUCCAUAACAAAAUAGAAAUCAUAUCAAGAGAUUUCAACCUAUCUGAUUUAACCACUUUUGGCAGAAUACUAGUUAAUAAAGUCGUUGAUAAAGUCUUUAUAAAUUUAUUACCCACAUCCCCUCAAGAAUUGGAUUUAAUUAAUACUAUUUUCAAUCAAUGUAUUAAAUUAAGAAUCCCCAUCAAUACUUUAAAUUUAAAGGAAUUCUCUACAUUUAAUUUACCAUUCAAUUUUCAAGACCAAACUAAUAAUCUGCAAAUAUCUAUAGAUAAUUAUAAUUCUUCACCUUUAUCAUUACCAAUACCAAUUCAAUUAUUGAAUGAAAGAUUAUUAAGACAUUUGACUGGUUCUAUUCCUCAUGAUUUUAAAAAGAUUUAUCAAAAUGUUGCCAAUUUAUAUGAUGAAAUUUAUAAAAAUAAUUAUAACGUAUCAACUGAAACUUUAAGACAACAAUUACUUUGGUUAAAUCAAAAUGUAGAGUAUUCACCAUUAUCAAAUUUGAAAUCUCUAACUAUAACAGAUUUAACUUCAAGAUCAUUAAUUGACAUCUCUACAAGGGAUGACUCGACAGCUUUAAAGAAAAUCCCCAAUUCAAAUGGUACUUUAUCUUUAGUGGGUACUGGUCCAGGUUCAUUAUCUAUGUUGACGUUAGGUGCCAUUGAUGCAAUGAAAUCUGCUGAUUUAAUAGUUGCGGAUAAAUUAAUACCCCAAGAGAUUCUAUCAAUCGUACCAUCAGAUAUAGAUAUUUUCACCGCCAAAAAAUUCCCUGGUAAUGCUAAUAAUGCUCAAGUAGAAAUUAAUCAAAUCAUUUUAAAUAAUUUAGAACAAGGUAAACAUGUAGUAAGGUUAAAGCAAGGUGAUCCAUAUGUGUUUGGUCGUGGUGGUGAAGAAUUUUUAAAAUUCCAUAAAUUAGGUUAUUCAAUUAAUGUAGUAUCAGGUAUUACAUCCCCCUUGGCAUGUACAUUAGUCAGUGAUAUUCCUGCUACUAUGAGAAAUUAUAGUGAUUCCAUAUUGAUUUGCACGGGGACAGGUCAAAAUGGUACUAUUCCGGAUAUACCAGAAUAUAAUGCCAAGAGAACCACUAUAUUCCUAAUGUGCAUACAUAGAAUAGAAGACCUGUAUAAAGGUUUGAAUCAAAAAGGUUGGGAUGAUCUGAUAGAUGUGGCUAUCGUAGAACGAGCCUCUUGUACUGAUCAAAGAAUUACUAGAACAAAAUUGAAAUAUGUAGUUCAAACAAUAAAGGAAAUUGGUUCAAGACCACCAGGAUUAAUUAUCAUGGGUAAAGUUGUUAAUGUUUUGGUUAAAGAAAAAGAUCAAAAAUAUAUCCAAUUUAAUGAUGAUUGGAAGUAUUGGGUUAAAGAAGGUUGUGAUAGUGCAUCCAAUAAUUUCAUAGAUGAAAACUCAGUUAAGCAGUGGUUAGAAAGUAUGACUUUGUAA
Messenger RNA from Henningerozyma blattae CBS 6284, 1659 nucleotides. RefSeq names its product uroporphyrinogen-III C-methyltransferase (gene MET1). The record is from RefSeq and is a predicted model, not a curated record. Gene Ontology annotation, molecular function: uroporphyrin-III C-methyltransferase activity. The transcript has a single exon. Bases 1 to 1659 code for a protein of 552 amino acids. Gene Ontology annotation, biological process: siroheme biosynthetic process; sulfate assimilation. Lineage: Eukaryota; Fungi; Ascomycota; Saccharomycetes; Saccharomycetales; Saccharomycetaceae.